UUUUAACACAUUUUGUCGUAUGUAUCUCGUGGCUAUAUUCAUGUAUCUCUUCUAUUCGUUGAUACUUUCUUUUUUCUUCGUGCAAUAAAGGAAACACGAGUAUUGUUAGUGAAACGUUGAGAGUUUUUACAUAAGAUUGUGCAAACGUAUCAUGUCCACCUAAUAAAAAAAGAAGAAGCAUUGGUAAUAACUGUAAAUAGCCAUAAAUACAUAGCUACGUUGGAAAUACAGAAGUAUGCGCCUAUUAUAAAUCAUAAAUAAUUAGUGUUAAUAAUUGUUAAAAGAAGAACACUGAAUAAAAAUGUUAUCUAUUGAAAGAAUCCCUGAUCAAAUUGGGUAUUUAGUAUUAACAGAGGAUGGAGCAGUAAUAUCGUCUGGUGGCGAUCUAGAGAAUGAUGAAAGAAUUGCUAGUGUUAUUGUGGGUUUAGUGAUGUUGACAAAUAAAAUAGACCCGAAAGCGUUUCCCAUGGGUGAAGGUUUUGAAAAAAUAUCAAUUACAUAUCCAGAUCACUGUUAUAUUAUUUGUCUCUCGAACAAAAAGAUAUACGUAGUAAAGAAAAAAUUAUCAUUGCCAGAAAAAAGUAUUGAACCACAACAGUUUAUUGAUAUUUAAAUGUGUAUGUGCGCGUGUAUGUGUAUGGUGAGUGUUAAUCAUUCGCAGUCAGUCAUUUCUUCAAUUUUCUUAAACUGAAAACAAGUUAAAAUAAAGAAAUUUUUAAAUUGGU
This is a messenger RNA of Vespula pensylvanica (western yellowjacket), 725 nucleotides long. RefSeq names its product ragulator complex protein LAMTOR4 homolog (gene Lamtor4). Lineage: Eukaryota; Metazoa; Arthropoda; Insecta; Hymenoptera; Vespidae. Gene Ontology annotation, cellular component: Ragulator complex; lysosome. The record is from RefSeq and is a predicted model, not a curated record. Gene Ontology annotation, biological process: cellular response to amino acid stimulus; positive regulation of TOR signaling. The transcript is spliced from 3 exons. The coding region runs from base 302 to 613 and encodes 103 amino acids. Gene Ontology annotation, molecular function: guanyl-nucleotide exchange factor activity.